Arvicanthis niloticus (Nile rat) is the source of this 864-nucleotide messenger RNA. RefSeq names its product protein RoBo-1-like. Lineage: Eukaryota; Metazoa; Chordata; Mammalia; Rodentia; Muridae. The record is from RefSeq and is a predicted model, not a curated record.
AAGUCUCAUCCCAGGCUCUGCUUGUUUAUGGAAGCCAUCAUGUCCUGGUUCUUGGUCCUGAAGAGUCUCCUUGCUGUCUGCAUCAUCUCUCUCUUCUCUGUCAGCUCUGUGGAGAGUUAUGCUUGUAUAAGAAAAACAUGCUUUGAUGGACAAUGCAGUCGUUUUCUAAACACUUGCGAAUCCUCUAAAGGUUGUUUCUCCCAACGGCAGGAAUUUGAAUUCCCAACACUUCAAACACUUGAGCAGACAGGCUGCCCUGAAGACAGCUGUACUGAACUAGCAUUCUCCGCAACACUGGGGAGGUGCCGGACAUUUAGAUAUGACCGUCGAUGCUGCUACACUAAACAGUGUAACAACGGGAGCAUUAAGGUGUCUCCAAUAUCUUCAGACCCCAAUGGUGUUGAAUGUCCUGCCUGCUAUAGUGAAGAUGACAGAUGUAGCCCAGUUUCCCUAAAGUGCACGGGGGAGGAGACGACGUGUAUUAAGGUUACUGGCAGAGGAACCCAAUACCCCAUCGAGAUAUACGGCAUGGGCUGUGCAACCAGGACUGCCUGCAACCUGAAAAACAUGACGGUCAUGGAUGGCAUUCAAAUCAAUACCUCCUGUGUCAGUGGGAGCUCGUCGCUGCAAAUCAAUACCUCCUAUUCCCAGACUCCAGCUCAUGAAGUGAAGCACAUCCAGUUUGUGCCACCUCAGAUAACCCAGUGUAGAAACUCUCUCACAGAGAAGCCCAGAGAUUUGUCUUCAAGAUAUGAGCUCUCAGUGACUGCUCGAACACCAUGCCUGCUGGCAGCCAUGCUCCCUGUCAUGAUGAUCAUGGAGUCAUCCUCUGAAAUUGAGUCCUCAAUAAACUCUUUCUUUUAG